Rhododendron vialii is the source of this 1694-nucleotide messenger RNA. Its product is annotated as putative glucose-6-phosphate 1-epimerase. The record is from RefSeq and is a predicted model, not a curated record. The transcript is spliced from 9 exons. Gene Ontology annotation, molecular function: carbohydrate binding; isomerase activity. Gene Ontology annotation, biological process: carbohydrate metabolic process. The coding region runs from base 323 to 1270 and encodes 315 amino acids. Lineage: Eukaryota; Viridiplantae; Streptophyta; Magnoliopsida; Ericales; Ericaceae.
UACUCGUACCCUUCCGAGGAAAAAAAUACUCGUACCCUGAAUCGAGAUCGAGAGGGAGAGGGAGAGGGAGAGGGGAGAAACCAGGGACAGACUCGCAAGGAGAGGGAGAGAAAGAAAGAAAGAAGGGAAAGGGGACAAAUCAGAGAAGAGAAAGAGAAAUAUACUCUUUUCUUAUAGAGAGAGCGUGUCUAUAUAAGUGGUAGUGGUGGGUGGGUGGGUGGGUGGGUGAGAGAGAGAGAGAGAGAGAGAGAGAGAGAGAGAGAGAGAGAGAGAGGUGAUUUGUACGGGAGUUUGAGCUAUAACACAGACAGAGAGAAGAGAAAUGUCGAAUAGCGAAAGGGUUCCUGUUGAGCUUUGUAAGGGCGUCAAUGGCCUCGAAAAGGUUGUCCUCCGCGAGGUUCGUGGCAGCUCUGUUGAGGUGUAUCUUUAUGGAGGUCAUGUGACAUCUUGGAAGAAUGAGCAUGGAGAGGAGUUACUUUUUGUUAGUAGUAAGGCUAUUUUUAAGCCUCCAAAGCCGAUUCGUGGAGGCAUUCCUAUAUGCUUUCCUCAAUUUUCGAAUCAUGGCCCUCUUGAGCCGCAUGGAUUUGCUAGAAACAGGAUUUGGAGCAUUGAUACUGAUCCACCUCCUUUUCCAACAAGUUCCUCCAGUAAGGCUUUUAUUGAUUUGAUCCUAAAGCCCUCUGAGGAAGAUUUAAAGAUCUGGCCUCACAGCUUCGAGUUUCGUUUGAGGGUAACCUUGGGACCUGGAGGAGAUUUGAUGUUGACAUCUCGCAUCAGAAAUACCAGCACUGAUGGGAAACCAUUUAGUUUCACAUUUGCAUAUCAUACCUAUUUCUCUGUUUCAGACAUCAGUGAAGUUCGAGUAGAAGGAUUGGAAACACUGGAUUAUCUUGACAACUUGCAGAAUAAGGAGCGAUUUACUGAACAAGGGGACGCAAUAACUUUUGAAUCAGAAGUGGACAAAAUAUACCUCAGCACACCUACAAAAAUUGCAAUUUUGGAUCACGAGAAGAAACGGACAUUUGUUAUUCGCAAGGAUGGGCUUCCAGAUGCUGUGGUAUGGAAUCCCUGGGAUAAGAAGGCAAAGGCCAUGGCUGAUUUUGGAGAUGAUGAGUACAAGCAUAUGUUGUGUGUGGAGACUGCUGCGGUGGAAAAACCCAUAACAUUGAAGCCUGGGGAGGAAUGGAGAGGAAGGCAAGAACUUUCCGCUGUUCCUUCCAGUUAUUGCAGUGGGCAGCUUGAUCCGCAGAGGGUCCUUCAGAGCAGUUAAAAAUCCCAUUUUGUGGUCUAAAUCCUGUACAGGGUUCUGUUGCAAUACGUGGUUGGAGCAUGAGAGGAACUUCUUGCUUUGGUGGUUUUAUGUAUUUAUGGUUGACCUAUUUCUGCUGGUGCUCUGUUGCAAUAUGUGGUUGGAGCAUGAGAGGAACUUCUUGCUUUGGUUGUUUUAUGUAUUAUUGCUUUGCUCUUUUUUUUUUUUUUCCUCCUCCCCCCUUUUAGGUUCCUUUGCAUACAAACUUACAACCUCUCUCUCCCUGAAUGAAUUUUCUAUAUUGGGGUGGAAGAUGGUGUUCAAGGGUAGAGUUGUUAAAAAAUGUUUCGUUUGAUGGUUGACUGUUUGGUAGCAUGUCAAAAGUGGAACAAAUGUGAAUGGGUUGAUCGGAAAUUACUAGUGCUGUGUCGAUAAGAAUUACGAA